AUGUCUGUAAAUAAUACAAUAUCAAUAAUUCAAUAUAAUAUUAAUCGUUAUAUUUGUCCAAUUCUAUUAAUAUUUGGUAUCAUUGGUUGUCUACUCAAUAUUUUACUUUUUUCACGAAAACGAUUUCGAACAAUUUCUUGUUGUACAUAUUUUCUUAGUGCAUCAGUACCAAUGAUGAUCUUAGUAUUUAUCGGAUAUGUACCGUAUAGUUAUGCAGCAUAUCAUCCUAAUCCACAGAAUAAAAAUCAUCUAUUUUGUAAAUUACGAGGUUAUAUGGGUCAAUCAUUUCAAUUGAUGUAUCGAUGGAUAAUGACUAUAGCUUGUAUUGAUCGAUAUAUGGUUUCAUCAACGAAUCUUUAUCUACGAAAGUUUUCAAAUCCACGUAUAGCGUAUUCUAUUGUAAUUAAAAUAAUGAUUCUUUCUAUUAUAUUACCUUUAUAUAAUUUAAUAUUCUUAAAUGUUGGAAUAGGUUGGUGUUUAUAUUCUAAAGCUGUUUAUGCAUUCUAUCACAGUUUAUUUACUUUUAUUCUUAUUGGUUUUCUUCCUAUUAUGAUUAUGGUUAUAUGUACUUUUCUUAUCCAUGAUAAUUUAAGAUUGAAACGAAUACGUCGUCGAGAUUAUUAUCAUUAUCAAGAUGAUCAUUUAACAAGUCGAUUACUUAGUACUCGUGAUAAUCAAGUGUUAUUGAUGUUAUUCAUUCAAGUUAUCUUUUAUAUUAUUUCCACAAUACCUUGGAUGAUUGUAUUAUUAUAUGCGCCAUAUGCUUACAAUAUAAAAAAUAAAUCAAUAGAUCGAUUAAUGAUUGAAAUAUUUAUUGGAUAUUUGACUGAAUUAAAUGUUUAUUUAUAUCCAACAUUAUCAUUUUAUAUUUAUACAUUAACAUCAAAAACCUUUCGUCGUGAACUUUUUACUAUAAUAUAUACAUUACUAACACGUAGAAAUCAUUCACAAAAUGAAUUCACAUCUUCAAUGAUGAAUAUAAGAAUUGAACGAGGAAAUAGACUUUUACAAUUGGAUAAUUUUCAUAAUUUCCCGUCAACAGAAAUAGAUACAUCUUUGAAUUUGUUUUACAGACAUGAUUCGCUAAAUGAAUAUCAAGAAUUAAAACCUUUAAAUUCAAAUUUAUCCCCUACAGCAUUACUAUCCGCACCUCACACUACAUAG
Molecule: messenger RNA, 1164 nt
Organism: Adineta steineri
Lineage: Eukaryota; Metazoa; Rotifera; Eurotatoria; Adinetida; Adinetidae
Source: the annotation of a GenBank genome assembly